This is a messenger RNA of Drosophila ficusphila, 1042 nucleotides long. It is a transcript of the gene Atg10, whose product is annotated as ubiquitin-like-conjugating enzyme ATG10. Bases 115 to 633 code for a protein of 172 amino acids. The record is from RefSeq and is a predicted model, not a curated record. Gene Ontology annotation, molecular function: Atg12 transferase activity. NCBI's taxonomy places the organism in Eukaryota, Metazoa, Arthropoda, Insecta, Diptera, Drosophilidae. Gene Ontology annotation, cellular component: intracellular anatomical structure. Gene Ontology annotation, biological process: protein modification by small protein conjugation; protein lipidation; macroautophagy. The transcript is spliced from 4 exons.
ACGAACCACCACUAGAGCUGCUUUCAGUUAUUAUAAAUCGAUAACAGCGCGGUUCCGUGCGUAAAUACGUGCUCACCUCUAUCUGGAUGUAACCAUCGGGCGAAUUCGAGAAAUAUGGGUGAUUUGAUCUGGAAAGAAUUUUUAAGCCAAGCAAAGCAGUUUCUUCAGAUUUCCCAGCGGUUGGGUGAUGAUUGGAUCCUGGAACAAAAGGACUUGAAUGAACCCAACACCUUCCUUAAGUUCAGUCAAAAGGUAAAAAGCAACGGAAGCGAGGGUGAUCCUGGAGAAUUUGUGAAUGUGGAGUACCAUGUAGUCUACAGCAUUUCCUAUCAAGUACCCAUGUUGUUUUUCCAGGCACACAGAUCAAACGGAAGCCUUCUGGAUUUGGAGGCGAUUUGGAAUUUAUUUAUGGCGGAAACUAAUGCCAACGAUCUCUACCAGAUACUCACCCAAAUGGAGCACCCCGUGCUGUUUAGACCUUUCAUGGCACUACAUCCUUGCCGCACCGCCGAAGUUCUUAGACAAUUCGGACAGCCCAGUAGUAAUCAGGUCAUCACCUUUAUCAGUCUUUACGGGCCCCAUGUACAGUUACACUUGCAAAAUGCCUAUGGACUUAGUCAGGAAUACACGUAAUUUGCAUUUAUUGGUGGUUGUUUUAAACACUGGUUAUAGGAGUAUACAUGUGUGGAUAAUAUGCCAAAUGCAAUUUACAGCUUCACAUUCGAAUCGCUACCUCAAAGUGGUUUGACCUUUACAUAGAAUAAGCUUCAAAUGGGGACAUCAUGGUCCUCCUCUUUUGUAGUACUGGGCACAAGUGAAGAUCCAAAUUGUACAGUAAAUACGGCAAACUGUUAUGGGAUACACUUAAAGAGCGACCACUCUACGACUCACACCUAAAGCUAAACUUUGGUAUGAAUGUAGUCUAAAUGUAAAAUAAAUUACUUUAGUAAACCUAAGAAAGGAACGAAGCUUUGUACACAGAUUAUAACUCCGCUUUGGGGAUACAUUUCAUCUACUUAUGCAAUAAAUAUUGUAGACCUAA